Molecule: messenger RNA, 2607 nt
Organism: Myxocyprinus asiaticus (Chinese sucker)
Lineage: Eukaryota; Metazoa; Chordata; Actinopteri; Cypriniformes; Catostomidae
Product: peroxisomal biogenesis factor 3-like
Exons: 12
Coding region: 124-1224 (366 amino acids)
Biological process (GO): protein import into peroxisome membrane
Cellular component (GO): peroxisomal membrane
Molecular function (GO): protein-macromolecule adaptor activity
Source: RefSeq, a predicted model, not a curated record
UUCGCCUGGCUGCCGCUAACAUGAGAACUUAUUGCCAUGUUGCAUUGUUCUAGCUAGUGUUUUACGUCUAAAUAAGCUCUUAAAUCUAGUUUUCUCAUUUUGGCUUGUAAGUAGUCUUUAAAAAUGUUGAGUUCUACUUGGAAUUUUAUCAAACGCCAUAAGAGGAAAUUCAUCUUUACGGGUGUUUUUGUUGGAGGUGUGUAUCUACUUGGUAAAUAUGCACAGAGAAAAAUUCAGGAGUUACAAGAGCGAGAGGCAGCAGAAUACAUCGCUCAAGCGCGGAGACAGUUUCAUUUUGAAAGUAACCAGAGGACAUGUAACAUGACAGUGUUAUCAAUGCUUCCCACUCUAAGAGAGGCAAUCCUACAUCAUUUGAACUCGGAGAGCCUCACCUCUUUGCUGAAGACAAAGCCAGCCAAUAAGCUUGAAAUCUGGGAGGAUCUGAAGAUAAUUAGUUUUACCCGCAGCAUUGUGGCGGUUUACAGCACUUGCCUGUUGGUGGUGUUACUCCGAGUUCAGCUCAACAUAAUUGGUGGCUACCUCUACCUGGACAACUCAGUGAUGAAAAAUGGAACGAAACCCUUGGCCCCUCCUGAUGUUCAGCAACAGUAUCUGUCAAGUAUUCAACACUUGCUUGGAGAAGGGCUUAUUGAACUGAUAACUGUGGUGAAGAAAGCUGUCCAGGAAGUUUUUGGGCCGGUGUCUCUGAAACAGAGUUUGUCUCUGCAAGAGUUGGAGCAACAGCUAGCUCAGAUCAGACAGUUGGUGGAGGAGGGGUGUGCUUCCUCUAAACACAAAACACUUUCCUGGUACAUGAUGCCUGAUGAAGAGAACACAUUAGCAUCACAGGCCUGUGGUCUCACAGAGAAUGAUGUCACAACAAUAAAGCUACUCAAUGAAACCAGAGACAUGCUUGAAAGUCCAGACUUCAAUACUGUACUUUGUACAUGUUUGAAUCGAGGCUUCAUCCGAUUCCUUGACAACAUGGCAGAGUUCUUCCGGCCCCCACAGGGAGACUCCACCCCCUGCACCUCACCGGAUAGAUUGUCACAUAUAAGCCUCCCACUAGCCAAAAUCAUUCCCAUCAUCAACGGACAGAUACAUUCAAUAUGCAGUGAAAUUCCAAGUCAUUUUGUCCAGGAUCUUUUGAUGAUAGACCAGGUGAAGGAGUUUGCCGCCAAUGUAUAUGAAACGUUUAGCACCCCCCAAGAACUUCAGAAGUAAACACAGAAUUUAGCAAGACAUGGACUUGUGCAAAAAAUGGAACUCUACAGAUCCACUUCAAACAGAGACUCGUCAGCACAGAAUUCCUCUCUUCACAUACCCUGUUCUAAAAUCGACCUGGGGAAAGGAACUCACUGCUGAGCUGAGAGACAAGUGUGUAAUAUGGAGUUUACAUCCACUGUUUAGUAGACCUUCAGUAUAGGGUAGCUUCUCGUGAUCUACUAGCUGUCUGUCGAGACCUCCUAACAAAACUGGAUAUUUGCAAAUAACUGUCAAUAAUGUCCCAGGCAUGUCAAGGUUUUUAAAGGCUAUAAUGAAAUGUAGUACAUGUUAUGUUUUUAAUAAAUUUAGCUUAAUCUCAUAUAACUGUCACAUACGGCAAACGGUAAAAGUUUAUAUUGGAAUGAUUAUCCAUGCAUUCACACCUACAAUAUGGACUUCAAAGGAAAGAAGCUGUAGAAGGAGUGUUUAUUGUGGACAUUUUAUGUAUCCACCUUUUUCCUACGUCCCGUGAUGCUUAGCGAGAAAUAUGGGCAUUACUUCCGUUGUCAAGUAAACACAGCUGUUGUUGCAGCAUACUUACACACAUAAGUUUAAACAUUUGUUCGGUGAGCGAUUGACUGGUGAGAGGUGGUGCUUUGCUGCUGUCCGGGACGCAGCAGGACUGCAUUUUAAACCUCAAAUGCGAUGUGUUUUUUGACUACCUCUGUAUGUGUUUUUUGUGAUCUAAUCACAAAACAUUUUGCACCUCGUUUACAACUAUAUUUAGCACUGACCAUUUGCGAUUGGAUCAUUUGAAACGUGUCUUAUUACCAGCUGUAAACAGGGUCUUAAAAUGACUGCAGCCAGAGCUAGGGAAUGCUGUAGAACAACUUCCGGCGGAAGUCCCACCCACAUUCUAUUUCCCAGUAAGACCCUCAGGAAAAAGGUGGAUUCAAUCUUUGAAUCUGAUGUUGCAGCCCUUGAACACCCUCCACUGGACCAAAACACAGUUAUGUCCACCUCUCGAACAACAUAAAUGCAUGAUGUUUUGCACCCACUGCUACUGUUACAAGACGCAAUACACCUUUACGUCUCCUUAAUAGCACUACUAAUGGGGAAUCGUUUUCAUUUGAAUUGACUUUGAUUUGGGAUCAUUCUCCGAAGAGAUUGUUGGUUGAUUUUAUUUAUGUCUUUUUCUUUUUUUUUUUUUUUUGCAGACUCUUUGGAUGUAGUAUGAAUAUGCUACUCCUUUUGUAAGGUGACCUGUGAAUGUCAAUGUUCAUUAAAAAUAUAUGAAUAGAAACUAUUCUAUAGAAACUAUUCAUUAAGAUACCACAUAAUUUGAUUAGAAAAUAGACUUUAUGUUGUGUUUUGCAUUUUUGUGUCUUUGACUUUUCACCA